Messenger RNA from Haplochromis burtoni (Burton's mouthbrooder), 4542 nucleotides. RefSeq names its product arrestin domain-containing protein 4-like. The transcript is spliced from 5 exons. NCBI's taxonomy places the organism in Eukaryota, Metazoa, Chordata, Actinopteri, Cichliformes, Cichlidae. Bases 1266 to 1910 code for a protein of 214 amino acids. Gene Ontology annotation, cellular component: cytoplasm; plasma membrane. Gene Ontology annotation, biological process: protein transport. The record is from RefSeq and is a predicted model, not a curated record.
AGACAUUUAAAAUAGAUAUUCCAAGUCUUCCUGUGAUUUAAAGAAUAUGAGCAUUCAAUAUUAAUUCAGAUGUUGAACUAGUUUUCAAGUUCUUCUGUGUGAAUUUCAGUUCUGCACUUUGGCUGUCAGGUGAACGAUUCAGUGUAUUUCAGCACUUUUUAACUAAACUGAGUCACACAAAGUUGUGCUAAAACCUUUAAUUAUUAUUUUUUUAAGUUUUAUUGCUUAAACACUGUAUAUCAAAUGCAGUAUGACACACUGAACAAGUUGGAUUGGUCUCUGUUUUCAGACUUUCACUCUCUAACACUUAAUUCAAAACAAAGUUUCCAUCUUAUGUACCUUUUAUGGUUAGAAUAAGGUUAAAUUAAUUUUAUUGUGACUCAGUAUUCAAACACAUUAAAAAUCUUUCACCUUUAACGUCAUAUUAGAACAUUAAAAAAACAGUCAUUUGAUAAAAAGCAACACAAAAGUGACAUCAUGUUGCCCUCAGAAAUCUGUUGUUUGAAUUUUCUUCACCAAUUUUUCAUCACUUAGCUUGAUCAUUAAGUAAUACAAUACGAUACCAUCACCAGUGACACAGGUAGAGGCUAGAGUUACCUUUGUGAAAGCAACACCUGCAGGCUUGAUCACAUGAUACUGUGUGACGCAGAUACAGCUUCUGAAGAAGGUCCACUGCUCCACUGAAUACGCCUGCCUUACUGGCAUCCUUAUUCGUCAAGGAAAGACUCCAUCCCAGCGGAUCAAGUCAAACCUGCUUGCAGUAAAUUGUUGGGAUUUAAUUUCAACCAAAUGAGGAUUCUCUCACUUUCACUCCAUAAGAAGACGGUUUGAUAUAUCCUUCUAAUGACCGUCAAGCAUCUCUUUGUGGAAUUCAACAAGGUGAACGAACAAGGCACCUUCUCCCCUGGGGACAUCCUCUCUGGAAAUGUGAUAGUGGUGAUCAGCAAGGAAAUCAAAGUGCAGUGUUUUUCGGUCAAAGCCAAAGGGAAGGCUAAGGUAACUUGGCAUGAAAAAGAAGGAGAGGAUAUUGUGGCCCACAGCAACAAGAAGAAAUACUUUUAUUUUGAACACAUUAUUCUUCAAGAUAAAAAGGGAGAUGGUUAGUAUUGUCCCAGUAAAGUUUCUGAGCUGAGAGAUAUAUAAUUGCUGUUAUAAAUACUGACGAACAUACAGGUAACAUAAAGUGUUUCUUUUUAUAAGGUUCGGUAACCAUCAGCCCUGGGAGGAAUGUGUAUUCAUUCAACUUUGUAAUUCCAGAUGUAGACAUGCCUUCAUCUUAUGAAGGGAAAUGGGGCAGGAUCACAUACAGUUUGCGGGCACAGCUUACUCAGUCGAUUUGGCUUGUACACAAAACCAAGACUGAGUUUCCUUUUCGGACCAAGUCUGAGUUCCCCUUUGCCUCCAAAUCAGAAAUGAUUAUCAUUGGACUUCAGGAGCAACAACACGCAACUAGGAUUUCAUUUUAUGGCUCUGGAAAGGUGACUAUGAAUGUUACCUCAGAAAAAAUGGGAUUAAAGCAAGGUGAGGCAGUGGGAGUCUCUGUGGAAGUGCUCAAUGAUUCAGCACAUGCAGUAAUACCCAAAUUCUACCUGUGUGAGAAGCAGACCUUUGUUGCUGAGUCAAAGAGGAAAGUGCACACAAAUGACAUCCUGUUUGGGACAGGAGAGCCUGUUCCGGCUGAAACCAGUCAGACCACCACCAAAGUUCUUAGUAUCCCUCCGCAGCUCCCUCCUACCUUCUUCAACUGCUGCAUGAUGAAGCUGGAGUACAGACUCAAGGUUACCCUUGAUGUCCCUCUGUCAAGAGAGCCUGUAAUCAAACUCCCUCUGGUCAUCCUGCUGGGUUCACCAAAACCACAUGAGAAAAAGACGAAAAAGAGGUCCAUCUGGUUUAGAAAGCUUCCUAGUUAGAAGGAUGUGUUAGAUCACCAGGAAGUGGCUUGCAUGUUCUUUGAAAUGAAUAUCAGGACUGAAAAUAAAAACACGAGUUUAAAUAAGUGGAUGUUUGAACUACCUCAAGUGGGCAACUUCCCAAGUGUCCACUAGGUGGAGAUGUGGGCCACAUUAGAGAGUAGAAAAAGAUUUUUAUUUAUUUAUAGUAAGAUACAUUUAGAGGGAAAUGUGUCUUUCACUACACACAGCUCCACAUUGUUUGAUUUUUAAUUUUCCGAAUCAGGCAGUUAGGUCCAUAAGUUUAUGAACAAAGCCGGAUGUUUAUUAAAUAUACCUCUGUACACCAUCACGGGGGAUUUCAAAUCGAACAAUCAAGAUCUGACUGAAGUGCAGACUGUAAUUCAGGGGUUUUCACAAAGCCCUCGUUUUUUUAGUAACUGGACAGACUGAGAUAAUAUUUAAUAAUAUUAAAUAAUUAAAAGGAUUAUUUUUAAUACUUGUUUUAAAUCCUGUGCAGUCAGUGACAACCUUGACAUCCACUGUUAGGCCUUUACUGCAGACGCUGGCAGCUGCUGCUUGUCUGUGAAUCUCUCUGCUUUCAGUUUUGUCUUCAAUAAAUGAAAAGCUGCUUUAUUGGGUUGGGAUCAGGUGACUGACUUGACCUUUGAAGGAUAUCCCAUUUCUUUGCCUCGAUAAGCUCCUGGGUUGCUUUUGCAUAUGCUCUGGGUAACGAGAGUAUAGCCCUGCUACUUUCAUCAGCAGUCAUAUCAUCAGUAAACGCUAGCUGGCAUUGGCAGCUAUACAUUCCCACGCCUCCACCGUGUUUGAAGCAUGAUGUGGUAUGCUUUGAGUCACGAGCUGAGCUCCUUUCCUCUUUCCAUCAUUCUGGUAGAAGAUCAUUUCUAUUUAAUCUGUUUUAGGUUAUUUGAGAUGUUUUCUGUCUAAUCUAGCCUUUCUGUUAUUGAGUAUAACUAGUGGUGAGUUUUAUGCUGUAAACCCUCUGAAUUUACAUUCAUUAAGGUGUCUCUUGAUUGUAGACUCUGGCAAUGGUACGCCUAGAUACUUUAGAGUGCUCUGCAUUUUGAUAGAUGUUGUGAAGGGUUUCUUUGUGUUUUUUUUACAGCAGCCCUGAAAGGUCAAAUGCACUCGAACUUAAGAAAACACCAUUACAAUGAUGCUGUAGCACACAAAACACAAGGAAAGGGCCAAUGAAAAAAAAUCUGUGAUCAUCCACUUAGGUGUUUUCUGUGGAUUUGUCCCCUCCUAAAGUUUUUGUUGUCACUCUGAUGGGUUUAUUUUCAGCCUAAUAAUGGCCACCUUUACUUUCAUUGACAUUUCUUAGACCUCAUAUUGAAAAUUAUCAAAUUUACUAUGGCAGUUUAAUUUAACUUAAAGCACUAACUGGCCAUAAAUCCAAAUGUCAGGCAAUUGUUCAAUAACCUUUGAGCCUCUGAAAAUGGAAAACGCUGCAAACCCCCCAAAACAAAACAAAAAAGCCUGUAAUUCCUGGACAGUUAAUGCAAUACUUCUGUUAAAUUCUGCACCUCAGUCAGAUCUUGAUUUUAAAAAGAGUCACAAUUCAAAAAAAUUUGGUAACUGCUGCUUUAAAUACUAAUCAUCUGUUGUAUUAUCAACAUACAGUCUUUGUUAAAUAGGCAACAGACCUCUACACCCAUCCAAUCAAAAAGAACAAACUUCACAUAUCUCUGUGCAUAAUUAUGAAGUACAAAGUACCAUUAAAUGGACACACAUUGUAGGUUAAGUACCUAACCACAGUUCUUGUACAGUAGAGUAAGAUUCUUCCUGACAUAGUUGUAUGAAAUAAUCAGAAUUUUGAUCUGGUCUAAACUAGUUCUUUAAAACAAACUUAUAUAUGAGAAACUGCAUAAUUACAUAAUUCCUUAUCUCAAAAUCUCCCUCUGUCUUGUGUAGAACAUUUACACAGCGCAGCGGCGGCGAGACACAGUGACUCAGAAGGAGCUGAGAAUCAGAUGGUAGGGCUUUCUCAAGCUCGUCGUUGUCCGUGGACUCGUUUUGCAACAGAGGAAAGUAUUUAACAAAGGCACAUUCAUGAUUCUAACAGAACAUGUGUUACCCAACCAGCGGUUCUUAAGUGAAAACAGGCAGAGACUCAGACAUCUUUCCUUGCCUAGGAAGGAACAACAUGUUGAGAGCUGAGCAUUUUAUGGUUGAGAUUCAUCCUAGAAACAUUUGACUAUUGCGGGACCACAUACAACACACCCACCUACCCACAGGGACAGAAAGAGAGGUAGUGGGAGAGAGAGAGCAGUGUCUGGUUCUGACUCAGCACAAACAGGGCUUCACGAUUUCACAGUCAGCCCACAAAACAGAGGGAAAAAAAAUGACAGAAAAGAUCUCAGCAUUAAUAAUACAAAAACAUGAGCGUGACCUGCACUGAUUCUAAUGUUCUGGCCUGCCUGCCCACCGCACUGCUAUUUAUGUAAUUGGAAAAUUAAAAAUCAUAUUUCAACCCACAUCUGUUGCAGCUGACUUGUCAGCGUGUGUGACUUGAGUGUGUUAGGAAGACUAUUAACAUUUGAGUGGAAACAUAAAAUGAUAUAUGUCACAAAUGGCUUUUAGUAUAUCAAUUAUUGUAAGUAACUGUGAUACUUUGACAGUACAAUGACUA